Messenger RNA from Scomber japonicus (chub mackerel), 4161 nucleotides. RefSeq names its product zRAB1B, member RAS oncogene family a (gene rab1ba). Lineage: Eukaryota; Metazoa; Chordata; Actinopteri; Scombriformes; Scombridae. Bases 271 to 876 code for a protein of 201 amino acids. The record is from RefSeq and is a predicted model, not a curated record. Gene Ontology annotation, molecular function: GTP binding; GTPase activity. The transcript is spliced from 6 exons.
AACCUCUAGCAAGCUACGGACACAGAAGGCAGAAAAAAAAAGGAGUAAAAUACAGCAGCCGAGCCUGAGGAAACAAGGAUAUGUCCGCUAGAUUCAAGGAUAUAUGAAAUAAUACAGGUCGGAUACAGUGGAACGACAAGUGAACAUUAACGGAGACGGUAUAACAGCCAUUUAAGUGCCUCGGAUACCCGGACCUACAAGUCAUCUCUUUUUUGCCGGAGUAGGAAGGAAGAGUCGAGUCGCCGACAGAAACACAUCCAGAGUGAAACCAUGAAUCCCGAAUAUGACUAUCUGUUCAAGCUCCUGCUCAUCGGAGACUCUGGAGUAGGAAAGUCCUGCCUUCUGCUCCGCUUUGCCGAUGACACCUACACAGAGAGCUACAUCAGCACCAUCGGAGUGGACUUCAAGAUCCGCACCAUCGAGCUGGACGGCAAGACCAUCAAACUGCAGAUUUGGGACACUGCAGGUCAGGAGAGGUUUCGUACCAUCACCUCCAGUUACUACCGCGGAGCUCAUGGCAUCAUAGUUGUAUAUGAUGUGACCGAUCAGGAGUCUUAUAACAAUGUGAAGCAGUGGCUGCAGGAAAUCGACCGCUACGCCAGUGAAAAUGUCAACAAGCUUCUGGUGGGCAACAAGUGUGACCUGACCACCAAGAAAGUGGUGGACUACACAACAGCUAAGGAGUUUGCAGACUCUCUGGCGAUCCCCUUCCUGGAGACCAGCGCCAAGAACGCCACCAACGUAGAGCAGGCCUUCAUGACCAUGGCAGCUGAGAUCAAGAAGCGCAUGGGCCCCGGGGCCACAGCCGGCGGAGACAAGCCCAACUUAAAAAUCGAGAGCACCCCAGUCAGGCAGUCCGGAGGCGGUUGCUGCUAAAAGACCCCUGCCCCCCCAAAUCACCAUCACCAUCACCAUCAGAUCUCCCUCUCCUCUCCUUUCUGUGUUCCUUCCCAUCAUUGUUUGCCACUUCACUCAAGCCCACCAUUCUUUCCAUAACACCUUGUAACCUACACCACCACCCAGCCCCCUGACACCCCCCCCCCCCAACCAUCACCAUCAGCAGCCUGUCUGAAGAGGAGUGAACCAUCAGUGUGUUACUUUAGGAGGGUUCAUUCAGGCCUGUACUCCAAACUACAGAGAGCAACCAGUGUGUGUGUGUGUGUGUUUGUGUGUGUGCGUGUGUGUGUGAGGCAGACAAACACAGGCAACUUUUACUUUCUGCCAAGACGACAGAAAGAAAACAGAUACGGAGGAAGAUUGGUAUUGAUUCAGAGUGGGACAGAGGCAGUGGAAGAUUAGGUUUAGAUAGCAGUCAGCUUAUCUGUACACACACACACACACACACACACACACACACUGUAGUGGGGAGUCAGGGGUUAAAGAGAUUCAAGCCUUUUGGACAUACACUUUUCUCCUCAGGUUGUGUCUGUCUUUGCUUGUGUCAUCUUAUGGCCACACACACACACACACACACACACAUACACACACACAUACACACACACACACACACACACACACACAGGUGCAGCGUGCACUGUAGAUGGUAAAUAAGUGUUGCUGAGUAGCAGCAGCAACCCGCUAAGAAUGACUCAUCAUUACCAUUUUACUGACAAAGAUGGAGGGAAAAGCCCGUUCAGUGAGCAUCCUCUUCCUCCGUCUGUCCUCCUCUUCCUCCGUCUGUCCUCCUCUUCCUCAGCUUCCACUCACAUUUCUUUCUCAAGGUGUGUUCAGACAGAAAGCAACGUCAGCCUCACGUCACAUGCUCUAAAAUAGGCACACUGAGUCCAGUUCUUUCUGUCAUUUCCCUCCAAGUCUCCCUCACUGUUUCCUCUCAUCUGUUCAAAAAGGGACACAGUCUUCAAACUGAAACAUUUCUAACUCAUCCCACCUCUAAAACAUUUGCAUCGCGUUCUGUCUGAACACCACUUCAAGGUCCCAAUACGCUCCAAGCAUUGAAACAGCACUUCCUCAAAGGUGUUUCAUUCGGCCUAAAUAAUCCUAAUAGUCCUCACAGAGAGUAGCACACAGCUUCCAGAGGAGCUUUGAGACUCUGUUAAGAAAACUUGAAAUUUGUUGCUGAGCGGACAAUAAAUUCAAAUAGUAUCAACAAAAUAUUCAUACCGUGUACCUAAUUGACAUCUAAUUGGAUGAGGAUCAACUCUACACAUUUACUUUGCCUUCACACAUUCAUUAAUAGAAGCUGAUUUCAACAUAAUAAACAGCUGUUACAGUUGCAGGUAGAUAGUGGAGGAACAUCUGCAUCCAAAGAUAAGCUGUAGUUAGAUCAGAUGGAAGCAUUAACCAAGGGAACCAUGAACCAAACACACACACACACACACACAGCAGAGGUGGGAUGGAGAAGUGUAAUAUACGGUUAGUAUAGAGUUUUUAUUCAUUAGCUUUCAUGUUAAAUAGUAAAAAGAAAGAAAUCAUUUUGGAUGGUGACUUCCUGGAAUGACACUAAAUAUUCCAGUGUGAGGAUGGAGAUGAAGAGGCAUGAUGAAGGUGGGAGGAAGGGGGGGGCUCAGUUCGAUCUAUUCUGACACACAGGAGAAGCAAUUGGCAAUAUCUGCAUUGAUCUAACAGUUCUUGUUUUAUUUUAUUAUUAUUGUGGUUUUAUUGUUUUUUAUUUUGGAGACAACUUUGUACAAUUAGCUUCAUGUUCAUGUUCAGUACGUGACUGAGGUGUUUGGGUUUUUUUUGGGAUGUCGUUUCAUUUGUGCUUGUUUGCAGAUGAAGCUGGGGUGGAGAUGUGGUUGUGGGUGUGUCUGUUAGCUAAGAGGGAGGGGGGGGGGCAGGGCGGGGGGUCUUAAAAAGCUGCUGUUCCUUCCCUGAGACUGAUCGGUUUGUCACUAAUGGUAGUUUACACAUGAUUCACACUCAGAUUGUCUUUUUUGCCCCCCCCCCUCUGCACCCCUCUGCUAUGCUGUCUGCUCCUUACCUCCUGAGUCCUUUGUCCAAAGCUUAAAACAUGUGAUUGGUUAACAUCUAGAGUUAAAAACAAAGAUUAAACUAAAGUAGCUUUUCCAGAGCUUUCAGUCAUACCUCAUGGUCAUCUUUAAACAGAGGUACAGGUUAUCAUUUCCUUAUGUAUUCAAGUAUAAAGCUCCACUUACUCCUUCUGCUAAUGAUGAAGACUGUGAAAUGUGAUAGGAAGCUCUUGGUAACGUCUAGGAAGUGGACCUUGACUACCAAAAUAAAAGAUAAAAGAACAGUGCAAAUUUGAUGCCACUUUUCAAUACUCGACACUACAGAAAACAUUUACCAGAUACUAUUAUGACCCUUAUAAUCCAGAUUUAAUUACAUCAUCAUCACCAUCAUCACCAUCAUCAUCAUCAUCAUCAUCAUUAUCAUCAUCGCUUGCAUGAGACAUUUAUCUCACCGCCAGCUCUUAGUGUUUGACUCUGAGCAGCUUCUUGCUUGUCAUAGCUGUGUUAGGUUUCCGUGGUAAUCGCCAGGGAAACCUUGUAGGAAUGUGAGGAAAAGACCACCCCCCCCCCCUACCCCUGACCCCCCACCCUCACAGAAGGGGCCUCUAACACCACACAGCUCCUAAAUCUGAGCCACAACUUUGUACCCUGUUAUAUAGAAAGAACUGGAAAACAAAUGUGGUCGUCAUAGAGUGGUCGUACUUUGAAGAAUGGAUAUAAUGUAUUAAAGUAGCAUUAGGACCUUGUUACUCACUCUUUUAUUUGUGUGUGUGUGUGUGUGUGUGUGUAAUCUGUGGUGUUAGUGUGUCCGCCGCAGACACGUGUCCUCUCUGAACUGAACAGAAGCUCUGUUGCAAGGCUCUAGUUUCAUCAUGUGUGUGUCGUGUGUGUACAGGGGGCACCUGGAGGUUCAGGGACUGACUGGUCUUUGGUUUUGCUGACCGGAUAUGAACUCCCAACUCCCCCCCAAACCUCACCCGCCUUCUUAACUAGUCAACCAUGUCACUACGACUUGAUGAAUUCCUUUAACCCCCCUUCCCUUCCCCUUCUCCUUCUCCUCCACUCAGAUGUGUUUUCACAGAGGCGUCAUCCUUUUACGGAAAAAAAACAAAAAAAACAAAACUCGUCAGCAUUUUCAGGUACAACAGCUCCUCAGGCUGCGGUGAAGCUUCUCCAUCGCAGCUCCGCCAAGAUCAGCAGCUUCCAAAAAAGUGCAAUUUCAGCUCCUUUU